GUUUUCCUCUGUUUUUCUUCUGUUCGCUCUGAACCUCCCUUCUCCAUCGUGCCAUUACCGAUUCCCCCUUCUUCUGUGCUGUUCUAUCCUCGUCGCCUCUCCCGUCCCUUCUCCCUACCGCUGCCAUAAUUCCAACUCUUCAACAACACCACUGCAGACAUCUCCUCCUCGUACAGAGUCCAUCUCACCGUCGACAGCCAAUCCAGCACAGCCUCCUUCGUGGCUGACCGGUCGAUCUCUGGCUUCCCGCUAAUUAGCCGCAGGCCUCGUCGAUUGACCUUCUAGGCCGCACUACGCUCAGAUCCCAUCCUAUUUAAGGGGAGAGGGGCCCCGGCUUUUAUCGAUUCCUGUGCCCCCUUCACUGUUGUCAGGAUCGUCAUUGACCGUUUCACGGGUGGGGUCUAGGGAGAGAAUCAGGCCCCUUUCUGCCUAAUUCCGGCAUUUGCCCUGAUUCAAUUGAAACCUGUGUUUUUUUCGCGCGUCGACUCCUUUUUGUUUCUGUCGCCAGACCGCUCCGCGAACAUGGCCCAGCAGCAGAAUGACAAUGUGAUGCGAAGGAAGCUGGUAAUCAUCGGCGAUGGAGCUUGUGGGAAAACCAGUCUUCUCAGCGUAUUCACUCUUGGAUACUUCCCAACUGUGAGUGUUCCCACCGUUUUUGAAAACUACGUGACGGAUUGCAGAGUAGACGGGCGAUCGGUUCAGUUGGCGUUGUGGGAUACCGCUGGUCAGGAAGACUACGAACGAUUGCGACCGUUGGCGUAUUCGAAAGCUCAUGUGCUCCUGAUUGGUUUCGCCGUGGAUACACCGGAUUCAUUAGAGAACGUAAAGCAUAAGUGGAUUGUGGAGGCAAAUGAACGAUGCCCCGGCGUCCCCGUUAUACUGGUCGGACUGAAAAAGGAUCUCCGCGAGGACCCUCUAGCUAUCGAAGAAAUGAGAAAGAAAUCGUUGCGCUUCGUGACGCCUCGAGAAGGGAAUGAAGCGGCCGCAGAGAUUGGAGCUAGGAAAUACCUCGAAUGUUCCUCGUUGACUGGAGAAGGGGUUGACGAUGUGUUUGAGGCAGCUACUCGAGCUGCCCUUCUCACGUUCGACAAGCGCAAAAGCUCAUGCUGCAUUGUGCUAUGAACGAACUAGUCCUGCACCAUGCUUCAGCGAUACCCACGAAGUUUCUUUUGGGAUUUUUGCAUACGUUCACGAUACCGAUCACCAGCAAUGAAGCCUUUCUCUUCCGAAACCCACGCUGUUCCCGUACAGCCGCAUAGCGACUGCUUUCUCCGUUUUUGGUUGAAUUAUCUGGUUGACCGAACUUGGGGGGAUAAACUAUC
This is a messenger RNA of Monascus purpureus, 1322 nucleotides long. The record is from the annotation of a GenBank genome assembly. Lineage: Eukaryota; Fungi; Ascomycota; Eurotiomycetes; Eurotiales; Aspergillaceae.